AGGGCAGUGUUAGGGCCAUCUACCCUAAGCAGAGGCCUCUCUGGAGCAGCCAUCCUGCCCCAAGUGUUCUCACCCCAGACCCCUUGGUACAGAGCAGAGGGAGCGGGCCUGGGAGGAGAGCCCAGUGGGGCUGGGUGGCAAGGGGUUGCUCCCAGUAGUGCUGUGCCUGGAAUGGUGGCUGGUCAGUGGAGGUCCCAGGCCUAGACCAGGCCCAGAAGGCCAAGAGGAGGGAGUCACAUGUGGCAGCCUCCUGUGCCUGUCUAGCCUCUCCAAAGAGGGACACUUGGCGCUAUGUCUCUGCUCAACCCUGUCCUGCUGCCCCCCGAGGUGAAGACCUAUCUGAGCCAAGGCGAGCGCUUCAUCAAAUGGGAUGAUGAAACUACAAUAGCCUCCCCGGUUAUCCUCCGAGUGGAUCCCAAGGGUUAUUACUUAUACUGGACAUAUCAGAGUAAGGAAAUGGAGUUUCUGGAUAUCACCAGCAUCCGGGAUACCCGCUUUGGGAAGUUUGCCAAGAUACCCAAGAGCCAGAAGCUCCGGGAUGUCUUCAACAUGGACUUUCCUGACAACAGCUUCCUGCUGAAGACACUCACUGUGGUGUCUGGCCCUGACAUGGUGGACCUCACCUUCCACAACUUCGUCUCCUACAAGGAGAAUGUGGGCAAGGACUGGGCUGAGGAUGUCCUGGCCCUGGUCAAGCACCCGCUGACGACCAACGCGCCCCGCAGCGCCUUCCUGGACAAGAUCCUGGUGAAGCUCCAGAUGCAGCUCAACUCUGAAGGGAAGAUUCCUGUGAAGAAUUUUUUCCAGCUGUUUCCUGCUGAUCGGAAGCGGGUGGAAGCGGCCCUCAGUGCCUGCCAUCUCGCCAAAGGCAAGAAUGACGCCAUUAAUCCUGAAGACUUCCCAGAAUCUGUCUAUAAGAGUUUCCUCAUGAGCCUCUGCCCUCGGCCAGAAAUAGAUGAGAUCUUCACUUCCUACCAUGCCAAGGCCAAACCGUACAUGACCAAGGAACACCUGACCAAAUUCAUCAACCAGAAACAGCGGGACCCACGGCUCAACUCCCUGCUGUUCCCACCAGCACAGCCUGACCAGGUGCAGGGCCUCAUUGACAAGUAUGAGCCCAGUGGCAUCAAUGUGCAGAGGGGUCAGCUGUCACCUGAGGGCAUGGUCUGGUUUCUCUCUGGGCCAGAGAACAGCGUGCUGGCCCAGGACAAGCUGCUGCUUUACCAAGACAUGACACAGCCACUCAAUCAUUACUUCAUCAACUCCUCACACAACACAUACCUGACAGGCAGCCAGUUCUCAGGCCUUUCCUCGGCUGAGAUGUACCGCCAGGUGCUGCUGUCUGGCUGCCGCUGUGUGGAGCUAGACUGCUGGAAGGGGAAGCCCCCAGAUGAGGAACCCAUUAUCACCCAUGGCUUCACCAUGACCACAGACAUAUUCUUCAAGGAAGCUAUUGAAGCUAUUGCAGAAAGUGCCUUUAAGACCUCCCCUUAUCCUGUCAUCCUGUCAUUUGAAAACCAUGUGGACUCACCCCGCCAGCAGGCUAAGAUGGCUGAGUACUGCCGGACGAUGUUUGGGGAUAUGCUGCUCACCGAGCCCCUGGAAAAGUUCCCGCUAAAACCAGGUACCCCCCUGCCCAGCCCCGAGGACCUCCGGGGCAAAAUCCUCAUCAAGAACAAGAAGAACCAGUUUUCUGGCCCAAUAUCCCUCAGCAAGGAGCCUGGGGAGGCUGAGGGCAGCUGCCCACCCAAAGUCCUGGUGGGUGAGGACACAGUGUGGACUGGUGAGGAAGGGGCUGAGCUGGAAGAGGAAGAGGUGGGAGAGGAAGAGGAGGAGGAGUCCGGAAGCCUGGAUGAAGAAGAGAUAAAGAAGAUGCAGUCGGAUGAGGGCACAGCAGGCCUGGAGGUGACAGCUUACGAGGAGAUGUCCAGCCUCGUCAAUUACAUCCAGCCCACCAAGUUCAUCUCCUUUGAGUUCUCUUCCCAGAAGAACCGCAGUUAUGUCAUUUCCUCCUUCACCGAGCUCAAGGCGUAUGACCUGCUCUCCAAGGCCUCAGUGCAGUUUGUGGACUACAACAAGCGCCAGAUGAGCCGAAUUUACCCCAAGGGCACCCGCGUGGACUCCUCCAACUACAUGCCCCAGAUGUUCUGGAAUUCCGGUUGCCAGAUGGUCGCCCUCAACUUCCAGACGAUGGACCUGCCCAUGCAGCAGAAUAUGGCCUUGUUUGAGUUCAACGGGCAGAGCGGCUACCUCCUCAAACAUGAGUUCAUGCGCCGGCCGGACAAGCAGUUCAACCCCUUCUCGGUGGACCGCAUCGACGUGGUGGUCGCCACCACCCUGUCGAUUACGGUGAUCUCUGGGCAGUUCCUGUCUGAACGCAGUGUGCGCACCUACGUGGAAGUGGAGCUGUUCGGCCUUCCUGGGGAUCCCAAGAGGCGCUAUCGUACCAAGCUGUCACCCAGUCCUAACUCCAUCAAUCCUGUCUGGAAAGAGGAGCCUUUUGUCUUUGAAAAGAUCAUGAUACCUGAGCUGGCCUCCCUCAGGGUGGCCGUGAUGGAGGAAAACAACAAGUUUCUUGGACACCGCAUCAUCCCCAUCAAUGCACUCAACUCUGGAUACCAUCACCUGUGCCUGCACAGUGAGAGUAAUAUGCCCCUUACCAUGCCCGCGCUCUUCGUCUUCCUGGAGAUGAAGGACUAUGUCCCUGACACCUGGGCAGAUCUUACCGUGGCCCUCACCAACCCCAUCAAGUUCUUCAGUGCUCAUGAUAAGAAGUCUGUGAAGCUCAAGGAGGCCAUGGGAGGAGGUCUGCCUGAGAAUCCCUUCCCACCCAGGAGUUCAGUUGCUGGCCAGGUCAAUGGGACAUCAGCUCCAACAAGCAACGGGUCAGCAGCGGCCGGGGCUAGGGAGGAGACCUCGAAAAAAGAAGCCGCAGAGCCGCAGACAGCCAGUUUGGAGGAGCUGCGGGAGCUGAAGGGCGUCGUGAAGCUGCAGCGGCGGCACGAGAAGGAGCUGCGGGAGCUGGAGCGGCGCGGCGCGCGGCGCUGGGAGGAGCUGCAGCAGCGGGGCGCUGCGCAGCUGGCCGGGCUCGUGCCGCCGGGCAGUGGGGGCGGCUGCGGCGGCUGCGGCGGCGGGGCCGGCCUCAAGCUCUACCCAGGCAAGGGCUCCCGCAAGAAGAGAACCCUGCCCUGCGAGGAGGCCUCUAGGGCCGUGCCCAGCGAGGGCCCGGAGGGCGCAGACGCGCGGGUGCGGGAGCUGAAGGAGAAGUUGGAGUUGGAGCUGCUGCAGCAGGGCGAGGAGCAAUAUGAAUGCAUCCUGAAGCGCAGGGAGCAGAACACGGCAGAGCUAAUUGCCAAGAUGAUAGAGCUCGCCCAAGAGAAACAAGCUGCAGAGCUGAAGGCCCUCAAGGAAACGUCAGAGAAUGACUCCAGAGAGAUGAAGAAAAAGCUGGAGGCCAAGAGGCUAGAGCGGAUCCAGGCCAUGAUCAAGGUCACCACAGACAAGAUGGCCCAGGAGAGGUUGAAGAGAGAGAUCAACAGCUCCCACAUCCAGGAAGUGGUACAGGUCAUCAGGCAGAUGACAGAGACCCUGGAAAGGCACCAGGAGAAGCUGAGGGAGAUGCAGGCGGCCUGCCUGGAACGGAUCCGGGAGUUGGAAAAGCAGUUCCAGCAGGAGGCACUGGCAGAGUACGAGGCCAGAAUGAAGGGCCUGGAAGCUGAGGUGAAGGAAUCGGUGAGGGCCUGCCUCAGAACCUGCUUCCCUUCUGAGGCUGAGGACAGGUCUGAGAGGCCCUGUGGGGCCACCAUGGAGCCAAGCGAGGAGGAUCCACUCACGGCAGGGGCAGACACCCAGGAGUGCCGCCUCUGAUGUCCCAUCCCACUGGGACAUUUAGCAAGGACUUUUAGAUCCUCUCUGGGAUGUAGCUCCAUCCCCCUCAGCGGGAAAAGGCCCCAGUACUCUGAGGCUGCAAAGAUCUUCUUCAACAGCCAGGCUAGAGGAGGACGCAGGAAGCGGGACCAACAGGGCAGAGGCCUAUCUGGGGUCUAGAGGAUCUCCGCAAAUUGCCUUCUUGCUCCCUAUCCUUUACCCCGUCUCUGAACAAGUGUCACAUAUUUGUUGAGAACAAGGAACAUGGACUGGGAGGCAGGACAUGGGUCCUGGCCCAGCUCUGCCAUUCCUAGUGGUGCAACCAGUGGUAUCCCUGUCCGGUCAGUUUUCUCACCUGGAGGAGUGGACUUGGCCACCUGGAAACUCCACUCCAGCCCCUGUGGUUCAAACAGCACCAAACCCAGAGCCCUCCUGCUGCACUGGGCCGGGGGGGGUGGGGGGGUGGGGGGGGAGCGUGCACUGAUGGCUUCCAGCUCCCAUCUCAGGCCCGCCCUAGGCUGGCCUUGCUGUCAGUUCCCCAAGGCAGAGCCUGACACUACCUCCAAACUCCCGGGGGACCUGCUGCUCCCAGGAUCCCAGGCUGAGGUCCCUUCCCUCGCCUCUUGUCGUGCCCGUGGGGAUGGGGUGGCUGACUUGGAGAAGCUGCAUCAGCUGUCUGGUCCUCAGGCCGCUGAGAUGCCAUGUGGGGCUAGGGUUGGUGGGGGAGGGGGACUUGUUUGGGGUUUUGGGGUACGUCCCACCCUGAGCCUGGCUCAUCCCUUCUCCGGGGCCCAGGGGGUAGUAUGUCCUAGCAGGCACCCCCUCUCUGGCUGCCUGGCAAGAACAGCAUUGUUUUCUUUCCUAAAUAUGUGAGGUUUAUUUAUUUUUCUCUUCCUUACUCCUACUAAAGAAUCUUAUCUGGAUAUUUUCUGCCUAAGCUUGGCCUCUGUUCUACAGCUAGGAAAUGGUGUGCAUGCGUGUGUGUGUGUGCGCGCGCGUGUGUGUGUCCCCAGGACAAAGUGGGCUGGGGAAAAACUCUCGGGUGCUGAAUCAGCGGUGAGGGCCCUUCCGGGGCCCAGUGGAGUGGCCCUGCCUUGGGCUUGACGAGAACUCACUUCCCCUUCUGCUGGCCCUGAUGCCACACCACUGGAAAAUGAUGUCACCCCUCUCCUGAACCCCCCACCCAGAUAUGGCCCUUCUUGUUUCCACCCUCAGUGCUGGAGUAAAGUGAGCUGCCCCCUUGGGGAAGUCCCAACCCUUCAGGCCCCCAGGCAUCUUUGGGACCGUUAGCCAGGCCAGUGGGCAGAUUUUCAGGCCCCUCAGCAGUUAUGGAAACCCUGGUGGUGUAGUGGUUAAGAGCUACGGCUGCUAACCAAAAAGUCUGCAGUUUGAAUCCACCAGGCGCUCCUUGGAAAUCCUGUGGAUCAGUUCUACUCUAUUACUGGGUCA
Molecule: messenger RNA, 5316 nt
Organism: Loxodonta africana (African savanna elephant)
Lineage: Eukaryota; Metazoa; Chordata; Mammalia; Proboscidea; Elephantidae
Gene: PLCB2
Product: phospholipase C beta 2
Exons: 33
Coding region: 292-3867 (1191 amino acids)
Biological process (GO): phosphatidylinositol-mediated signaling; release of sequestered calcium ion into cytosol; lipid catabolic process
Molecular function (GO): phosphatidylinositol-4,5-bisphosphate phospholipase C activity; calcium ion binding
Source: RefSeq, a predicted model, not a curated record